GUUCAUUACAAGGGGCACAUCUAGUUUUUUUUUUUUUUCCACAUAGAAUGUCCUCAGAAAGUCUAUUAGAUUAUAAUCGUAUUCGUAUAUAGUUAGCUUGAUAAAUUUCAUGAGCAAAGAAAUAAGGCAAUUACAAAAAACUCCGCCACGUUUCUACUCCUAAAUAAAAUACUUAUCUCGAAAAAGAAAUAAUUCAGAGGAAUUAUGCAGAAGCUCGCGAGAAAAUUGAGAAAAUCGGCGGGGGAUGUGGAUGACGACGACGACUACUCUCUUCCAACUCGGGACGACUCCCGUCCGAUUGACGUACAAGAGCAAGAGGAAUUAGUCCGGUCCCUGGAGAAGAUUCACGCCCAACAGUCUCUUAUAUGGAGGAGUGUGUUCGCCGGACUGGUUUCGUGUUACGUGAUUUUCCUGGUUUAUUCAAUGUAUCAACAAGCUUUUUCUCCCUGGGAUUUGCAGUAUCAUGCAUACUUCAUGUAUGAGAUCGACUCAGGGAGCAUUGUAGCUGCAGAGCUGGUAGCUGUUCUCAUAUGUUUAAUGAUCAUCACUGGCCUUAUGCAUAACUCAAAACGCCAUCAUCUUUGGCUUUGGUACUCAUUUGUCCCUGGUACAUUAUUGGCAAUCUUCUGGUUGCACCACAUGCUGAGGUUGGCAAAGUUUAGAUGGGAAAUCAUGUGGGUUCCUUUGGGGCCAUUGUGUGGAGCAGGAGUCUGCCUUUAUGUGGACAAUUUACUCAAUGGUUCCUCUGAAGAAGUCAGGAAACUUCGCGGAUAUAUGUAUGCUUACAAGGCUUACUAAAUUGUUUUGCCCUACCUACAGAAAGGAUCUUUUAUGUACAGGGCUUGCCACAGUUCUCGGUGUGCAUAUUGCAAUUGUGCUUGAUCCAUUGAUAAGUAAGUUAUUGCUUUGAAAAGAGGGCCUUUGUUUGCCAUUUGAGAUCCGUGGAUGCUUGAGCUGUGUAGUAUAUGAUUUUGAGAUGAAGUAUAUAGUGGAUUACAUUGCUGGUUGAUUUGUAUUGUACAUAUCUCAAUUUUGCUUAUGAUCAAAAUACGAGGUUGGCAUCUUCAGUUCAA
Molecule: messenger RNA, 1073 nt
Organism: Salvia miltiorrhiza (redroot sage)
Lineage: Eukaryota; Viridiplantae; Streptophyta; Magnoliopsida; Lamiales; Lamiaceae
Exons: 7
Coding region: 205-798 (197 amino acids)
Source: RefSeq, a predicted model, not a curated record